Molecule: messenger RNA, 1581 nt
Organism: Diorhabda sublineata
Lineage: Eukaryota; Metazoa; Arthropoda; Insecta; Coleoptera; Chrysomelidae
Product: spliceosome-associated protein CWC27 homolog
Exons: 6
Coding region: 109-1500 (463 amino acids)
Biological process (GO): protein folding; protein peptidyl-prolyl isomerization
Cellular component (GO): catalytic step 2 spliceosome
Molecular function (GO): peptidyl-prolyl cis-trans isomerase activity
Source: RefSeq, a predicted model, not a curated record
ACGACAUGAACGAAAAAAGAAGAACCACUAUAACCCCAUUUUAUUUGUUUUCAAAAUAAACUUAUAAUUAUAUUGUUUGUUACCAAAACGUUCUAAUAAGUAUAAGAAAUGAGUAGUAUUUAUAUACUAGAACCUCCGACGUCUGGAAAAGUUCUCCUAAAGACAACAGUUGGCGAUAUUGAUAUCGAAUUAUGGUCUAAAGAAACACCAAAAGCUUGCCGAAACUUCAUACAAUUAUGUUUGGAGGGCUAUUACGACAAUUUAACAUUUCACAGAGUAGUAAAAGGUUUCAUAGUCCAAGGAGGUGAUCCCAACGGUGAUGGUACAGGUGGUGAAUCGAUAUAUGGAGCGCCGUUUAAAGAUGAAUUUCAUCAACGUAUCAAGUUCACUAGGAGAGGUUUAUUGGCGAUGGCGAAUGCAGGAAAAGAUGACAACGGUUCUCAAUUUUUUUUUACAUUAGGUCCAACCCCGGAAUUACAAAAUAAACACACUAUAUUCGGGAAAGUAACGGGAGAAACGGUGUUUAACAUGCUUAAAUUAGAAGAAGGAUUAAUAGAAGAUGAAAAACCUGUGUACCCUCAUAAAAUAAUCAAAACGGAAGUUUUAAAUAAUCCGUUUCCCGAUAUUGUACCUAGAAUUAAAGAAGUUGAACCAGAGGAGAAGGUUAGGAAGGAAAAAAAAUCAGGUGUCAAGAAUUUUAAGUUAUUGUCAUUCGGAGCUGAAGCAGAAGAAGACGAAGAAGAAUCUAGUAGAGAAAAUCAAAAAUUUGUCGGCAAAGGAAAAUCUACUCAUGAUGUUUUAGAUGAUCCUAAAUUGAGUUCGAAAACGCAAUCUGAAGUUUUGGAAGGCACUGAACCAAACGUAGAACCUGAAGUACAAUUGGAAAAUAUUAAAAAAAAACUUCAAGCUAAAAACCAAACAAAAUCGAAAGGUUUUAAACGACCAAUCAGUUCUAAGGAGCUUAAGGAAACUGAUAAUGAUGAUUUUGAGGAAUACUAUCUAGGAAAAGAUGAAAAAUUGGAGAAAAAAAGAAAAAUGGAAGAAAUCAAAGAAGAAAUUAAGAAUGUUAAAAAAGAUUAUCACAAGAACAAACUGAAGAAGGAGGAGGAGAAAACAGUGGAACAAAAAGAGGAAGAGGUGAAAAGUGAAGUAGUCAAACAAUAUAAAGAAGAAUACAAUUCUUAUAAAGUUAAGAAGCAACAAUUACCUAAUAAGGGAUCCGAUAGGGAGCAAUUUACCUUGUCGUUAUUAGAUAAAUUUAAAAAGAAAUUGCACAGUUUGAAAGAAAAGGAACCGAGUAAAGAAGAUGGAGAAUCUGUGGAUAAUUUAGAUGACGAAUCUUGGCUUUCACAUAAUCUUCGAUUUGAAGAGGACACUCCUAUAUUAGCGAAAGACGCAAAUACCAAAGAUGAUGAUUGGUUCGAAAUUUACGAUCCUAGACAUCCUUUGACUAAACGGAGACGCGGAGAAGGUGGAGGUUCUUCGAAAAGUAAAAAGUGAUUGUAUACAUUAAAAUGUUUUAUUUGUAUGUAAAUAUUUACCUGUAUUCGUAUUAUCAUUAAUAAAAAGUUAUGUUUUUUA